This is a messenger RNA of Geodia barretti, 1395 nucleotides long. Lineage: Eukaryota; Metazoa; Porifera; Demospongiae; Tetractinellida; Geodiidae. The record is from the annotation of a GenBank genome assembly.
AUGGGCGGCGCGCUCGAAGGCCCGGCCGGAAUGCUUACCGGGGUGCUUACCGGCGUCUCGAUCGACUCCCGCACGCUCGCUCCGGGCGAUCUCUUUUUCGCGAUCCGGGGGCCCCGUCAUGACGGUCACGCCUUCGUCGCCGACGCGUUCCGCCGCGGCGCGCCAGGUGCGGUUGUCGGGAGCGGAUACCGGGACCGGCCGGCAGCCCUGCCGGAAACCCUGCCGGAAACGACAACGGGCCGUUUCCUGAUCCGGGUGUCCGAUCCCACGGAGGCGCUCGGGGCGCUCGCCCGGGAAGAGCGGUUGAAGAGCGGCGUCCGAAUCGUUGCGAUCACCGGAAGCCUGGGCAAGACCACCACCAAGGAAGCGGCGGCGGCCGCCAUCGGCGCCGAACGAACCGUUUUUCGUUCCCGGGGGAAUCUGAACAACCGGUGGGGGCUUCCGCUCUCGCUGCUCGCCCGCGAAGACGAAGAAGUGGGGGUCGUGGAGCUCGGGAUGUCGGCUCCGGGCGAGAUCCGGACCCUUACCGAGAUCGCGGUGCCCGACUGCGGCGUCCUCACCACCAUCGCCGAAGCGCAUCUGGAGUACUUCGGAUCGCUCAACGCCAUUGCCGCGGCGAAGGGGGAACUCUUCGAGGCCAUGCCCCCCGGGGCGACCGCGGUGGUGAACGCCGACGACGAGCGCGUUCGGGCGCAGGCGCACCGCUUCUCGGGACGGCACGUGACGUACGGGUUUUCCGAGGGGGUGGACGUCCGGGGCGCGGCCUACGCGGCGCGCCCCGCCGGUCUUGUUUUCGAGGUCAGCGCCUUCGGCGGUCCCGCCGUAUCGGUGUCGUGCGGGCUCGCCGGCCGGCACAACGCGGGCAACGUGCUCGCCGGGCUCGCCGCGGCGACCGUCCUCGACGUGCCGCUCGAGCGCGCGGCCCGGGGAGUCGCGGGGCUGGCGCCGCUCCCGGGCCGGGGAACGAGGGUGCGGCUUCUCGGAGGGGCGGUCGCGCUCGACGAGACGUACAACUCCAGCCCCCGCGCGCUGCGCGCGGUGUUGCACGAGUUCGCGGCGCUGCCCGCCGCGCGGCGCAUCCUGGUGGCGGGCGACAUGCUCGAACUCGGCGAAGACGCCGAGGCGAUGCAUCGCGCCUGCGGAGAGUUCGCGAACGAGUUGCGCCUCGAUCUGGUCGUUGGGGUCGGACCCCUGGGACGGGUGCUCGCCGCGGCGGCCGACGCUCUCGGAUCGAGCACCCUCGCCGCGGAGGAUCCGGACGAGGCCGCAGCGUUGCUCGAGGGCGCGUUGCGCGAGGGCGACCUGGUGCUGUUCAAGGCGUCCCGGGCGGUUGGACUCGAUGCGUCGCUCCGCCGGCUGGAAGCUCCGGUGACGGGGCUUGGGGGAGGCGCCUGA